AUGUGCAGCUCUCUGUAUCCAGAAACCAAUUCCAACAACAUGCACAUAUGUGCGUCCUGCGUAUCGCCGGAUGGCACCAUGGCGCAUUGCUCACGUCUCUCGACUCUCCUCCCAUCCUGGGCCUUUCCUCCAUUGGCUGCCUCCUCUCCACGCUGACAUCCAAAUCAUAUAAACCUGGGUCCUCACACCUUACCCGGGGUCAAAUGUCUUGGGCAACGCAGCGCAUGCAGCAGCCUCUCCGGAGACAUCAGCAGAAAGAAAGCCGCGUGGAGCCGGCGCGCAGCGAACAUCCGUCCUCUGGAAUUUAAGCUUUUCUUCAGGGCCUCUUUCCACUCGUCUCAGAAUGACCACGGUGCGCACGCUGGUGGCUCCGGUCGGCUCGGCUCACUCAUGCAUUUGAGGGAAUACAUGUUGAAGUGGUGAAUGAGUUCUGUUGGCUGCCGAUCCCCCAGCACACACCGUUUUGGGGCACUACCGGAGAGAGAGCGAGGCCGACGGACACCACGGACACGAGCCCCUUUGUCAUCCAGCUCGACAUGAACCUCAUUGGGGGCUACCAGCAUCACCACCACCUGAUGCACGAGCCCUUCCCGUUCGUGCAGCGCUGUCACCAGGAUGCGCCGUACUUCCAGAGCUGGGUGGUGAACCACGGCGAGGUGCCUCCGGACUUCCAGAUCCAGGCGCCGUACCCGGCCGCGGAGCACGGCGCGCCCGGAGCGACGCACGACGCCCGGCUGGAGGGGCUCCAGGCGGGAAUGGGCAAGCGGCGGACGUCGGGGCCGAAGAAGGAGCGCCGGCGGACGGAGAGCAUCAACACCGCCUUCGCGGAGCUCCGGGAGUGCAUCCCCAACGUGCCCGCGGACACCAAACUGUCGAAAAUCAAAACGUUACGCCUGGCGACCAGUUACAUCGCCUACCUGAUGGACGUCCUGGCCAAGGACACCGGGGAGACCGAGGGCUUCAAGGCCGAGAUUAAGAAACUUGAAAACCGGGAUCUGAAAAGGAAACGUGAGCCGGCCGACGGCCCGCAGGAGGCCCCGGGAGCCGAGAAGAAGGUGAAGGGCCGGACCGGGUGGCCGCAGCAGGUCUGGGCUCUGGAGCUCAACCAGUGACCUUCCUCCUCCUCUUCCUCGCUUCAACCUCCUCAGACUCUGGAUUCAAAUCGAAAAGAAAAAGAAGAAAACACAACCACUGACGGCCUGAAGCCAACACGCUGCUGCGCACGCGCAAUGAUGCGCAACAAAAGUAGAGGAUGAAAGGACAACACGCCAACAGGUGAGCGCGGAGGGGAAGCGCGAUGGACACAGCGUCGGUGUCCUUGUCUCCUUGUGCGGCGGACAAGUCCACACACACACACACACACACGCGCGCACACACACACGCACACACCUCUGACUGUAUGCUACGUGGUAGUUGUGCCUCGUGAUGCUCCUCCAGUGCUGUGAACCCGGUGUGGACCCGGUGUGGACCCGGUGCCAAAAGGAAAAGAAGAAAAGUUAAAAAGAAAAAAAUAUUUCCCCCAAAAAAGUGUUUAAUGUGCGUGUUGUGAAUAAAUACCGUAUAACUCAUGUCAUGUGGUGUAAUGCACAAUAUCUAUACGUCUGUUGCAGAACAUGAUAUUUAUUUACAUUGCAACUUGUUUUUGGUGUGUAAUUUAUGACAAAUCACAGAAGCACGAGCUGCACCGCACAAUAUUUAAAAUACACUUCUCAGAGCGAGUCACAGGUGUAUAUACAUACAUAUAUAUAAACACAUAUAUAUGUGUAUAUAUAUAUAUGUGUGUAUAAUAUGUGUAUAUAUAUAUAUGCAUAUAUAUACUUUAUCUAGUAUUAAGUAUGACCUGAAUACUUCUAGUUUCUUAAUUUGGAGCUGUAAACAAACAUCAGCGAAACCGCAACACAUCCAAAUGGUACUUUUUAUGAAUUAAAUCAAUAAAACUCAACAAUGUUAAAGCACUAAAGAUGGAAGUGAAAUUAAAUGAAAAUAGAACAAAACAUAAUCUAUAAAUUGUUUCUGUCGAGCAGGUCAAACACACACACACGCGCACGCGCACACACGCACACACACACGGUCCCGGCUGUUGAAGCUUCUUUGGAGGAAAUUAUUGAAUUGACUGAAUCUACCUCAAAAUGAAUGUCACUGUGUGUUGUGAGACGCCGAAUGUUCCGUGAACGCACCGCUGUCACUGAAUGUUCCGUGAACGCACCGCUGUCACUGCAUGUUCCGUGAACGCACCGCUGUCACUUCAUGUUCCGUGAACGCACCGCCGUCACUGCAUGUUCCGUGAACGCACCGCUGUCACUGCAUGUUCCGUGAACGCACCGCUGUCACUGAAUGUUCCGUGAACGCACCGCCGUCACUGCAUGUUCCGUGAACGCACCUUUGUCACUGCAUGUUCCGUGAACGCACCGCUGUCACUGAAUGUUCCGCGAACGCACCGCCGUCACUGCAUGUUCCGUGAACGCACCGCUGUCACUGCAUGUUCCGUGAACGCACCGCCGUCACUGCGGCCUGUUCAUCACCAACUCUAAAGGGAUUCGAGGUUUAUUUCUGUGCGAGAUGCUGAUGGAAUGUACAUUUUGGAUGUGAAGUUAUAUUUAGUUCCGUAAAUAAAUGAAUUAUUUUAAGUCA
Molecule: messenger RNA, 2631 nt
Organism: Pseudoliparis swirei
Lineage: Eukaryota; Metazoa; Chordata; Actinopteri; Perciformes; Liparidae
Product: heart- and neural crest derivatives-expressed protein 1-like
Exons: 2
Coding region: 537-1112 (191 amino acids)
Biological process (GO): regulation of transcription by RNA polymerase II; heart development
Molecular function (GO): RNA polymerase II transcription regulatory region sequence-specific DNA binding; DNA-binding transcription factor activity, RNA polymerase II-specific; protein dimerization activity
Source: RefSeq, a predicted model, not a curated record